AUUUACUCCCAAACAGUGUGCUCUCGGAGCCUCCCGAUCCCCCUCGCUGACCAUUGUCCACUCCACUCGACCGUGCACAGUUGACUCCUUUUUUUGUACUAGUCGGUUGUUGGAAAUGAAACGUAUUCUUUUGAUUUCUCUAUUUUCGGCGGUUGUCAACGGCUUUUACUACAAGAGAACUUUAUACGGAGAUGCUAAUGAGGGAGCUGCCAUGCCAGACUAUGUUAAUGCUUAUUAUGGUUUUCCAACAAUCCCAACACAAGAGCCACGUCGGCGACCAUCUUUCAACAUGAAUCCACCACAAGGAUAUUUUCAUCGGGAGCAUCCAUUUGACUUUGGGCCAUUUGGUUAUAUGAGAGCAAGAAUUGGAGAAGCCAACUUCGGUGAGCCCAUGGAGAAAACUGACCGCGAGCGAGCUAUGGAACGGGCCAAACCGGGAUUUUGGCGUCAAAACCAACGCGAAACCAUGGAUCGGAUCAAGAAAAUUAUUGGAGAGCAGAGAAUGAAUAUGGAGCAGAAGCAAAUGCAUAUUCGAAGAGUUCUAGCAAAUGAGAGUGAUGAGAUAAGGUCCAAAUUCGCUGAUAUUCACAAAAGACUGAUCAUGAAAAACAACAAGAUGACCGUCUCCUCUCCAGUUCCAGAGCUUAGCAAACAGGCGAAGAAGCUUGAGAAAGAGGCCAAGAAAAUUAUGGAAAACAAGAAAAUGAGUGUAGAGAAGAAGCAGGAGAAACUUGACAAACUUAUGCUUAAGGCUCCAGAGAACGUUAAGAAUGAGCUCAAUGCUAUGAACGAUUCGGGAUCAACACCUGCCCCAAUUCAAGCUCCAUUCCCAGCUCCAGGACAAACCGAGGCUCUUAAUCGGGCAAACCCAUCAAUGGCUUCUCAAGUUGAAGUAAUGACUCGUAAUGCACCAACUCAAGCAGUGGUUGAAGCUCGUCAAAUCCGAGUUUCCGAAGAUGGAAAAACUGUGGAAAUUUAAAUAAUCUGUGCUCUAUGAGCAAUUCUUCUUUUUGUGUAUUUUACGUCUAAUUUUCUCAACUGCCCAACGUCUUUCCCUUGUGCUCCAUCCCCAGAAACGACGAGCUAUCUGACUGUAUAUACAAGUGAUUUCAGCUCGGCGUUUGCUCACCUGCUCAGUUCGCCUUCUGUAAAUAUAACCUUAAUCCAUUCAAAAUCGUUGUUAUCAAUCUCAGCAUAUCAAUUGUUUAUCAGUGUUAUUUAAAUAAUAAAUAUAUGGGAUUUUCUGCGCUAAUAUAUUAGAAAACUCGUAUCUUUCCAAUAAAAAGUGGAAUUUGAACAUCCAC
Caenorhabditis elegans is the source of this 1304-nucleotide messenger RNA. It is a transcript of the gene F56D2.3, whose product is annotated as DUF148 domain-containing protein. The record is from RefSeq and is marked reviewed. The transcript is spliced from 5 exons. NCBI's taxonomy places the organism in Eukaryota, Metazoa, Nematoda, Chromadorea, Rhabditida, Rhabditidae. The coding region runs from base 116 to 979 and encodes 287 amino acids.